CUGAUACUCUCCCUUUAAGUGAAGAUGAAAGCUGUUGUGUAAUUUGGGUGAAAGAGGAGGAGGAGGAGCGGACUGAAUGGAGGACAGCUUCCUGUGACAGAUCGAAGAGGACUCGGACAGGAAUGUGCAGCGAUGGAGCUGAUAAUGCUAUCAGGAGGUAUUCUAGUUGUCCCCAUCCUCGCUUUCAUCACCUCCUUCCUGUUCUGGCCUGGAGCGCUCCUUAAGGCCUACAACUGGUUUUUGCGUCUCAGGCUGGGGCUGGUGGUCCGCUACUCUCACAGUGGAAGUUACCGCUUCUGUUAUGCCAGCCGGGGGACGCCAGGAGGCACCACGCCAUCACUGCUGCUGCUGCACGGCUUCUCCGCCAGCAAGGACAUGUGGCUGCCUGUCAUCAAGCAUCUCCCCAGAAGCCAGCAUGUGGUGUGUGUGGACAUGCCGGGGCACCAGGGCACGAGUCGCACUGGUGCCGAGGACUACAGCAUUCAGGGCCAGGUCGGCCGAAUCCACCAGUUUGUGCAGAGUAUCGGUCUGGAUAAAAGACCGUUCCAUCUGGUUGGGACAUCGAUGGGUGGGAACGUCGCAGGGGUGUACGCUGCACAUUACCCCGAUCACCUGUCCAGCGCCACCUUGAUAUGCCCUGCAGGCCUGGUUUAUCCCACAGAGUCUGAGUUCAUCAUUCGGCUGAGGGAGUUGGAGAAAAAUCAGAAGGAGGAGAAUAGUCGGAUGGAGGAGUCGAUUCCUCUGAUCCCCUGCACUCCUCAGGAGCUGGAGGAUAUGCUGAAACUCUGCUGCCACACCCCCCUCAAGCUCCCCCGGCAGGUCCUGCGCGGUCUCCUUGACAACAGGAUCCCCAACAAUGGCUUCUACAAAGAAGUGUUCAUGGAGAUCGUCGGGGAGAAGUCUCGGCACUUGCUGCAGGAAAACCUGCAUCGGAUCACAUCACCUUUGCAGGUCAUCUGGGGGAAGGAAGACAAGGUGGUGGACGUGUCGGGGGCGGCGGUGCUGCAGGCGGCGGUGCCAAACUGCCAGGUGGCUCUGUUGGACAACUGUGGUCACUCUGUGGCGUUGGAGCGGCCCAGGAAGGCCGCCAAGCUCAUCACAGACUUCCUGUCUGCGCAGGAAGUCAACGGUGAAAGCGCUAAAAAACAUUCCUGAAGAAAACUUUUGAUUCACAUGUCAACCCCUGACCUCACGAUGGAUGAAGAAAGCAAGGAGAAGGAAGGUUGUGAUGAAGAAUAUCAGUAUAAUGGGAUAAGACUUUUCUACAACAAAGUUUAAACCUGAAAAUUAAAUUAACGCACAAAAAUGGGACAAAAUGGCAAAUAUUCCUGAAUUUUUUACACACCAUGCAGGAGGCUGUAGUCUCUGUUUUAGAUGCUGUGGUUGGAUGAAAACAUUCCACGUUGGGAUUUUGCACAUUUCACUUUCAGACAAACUUUAUUUCAGCCUCUUGUGUCAUGUGAGUGACAGGUGUUUGUGUUUGAAGUCUCCUGCUGUGAACCAACUGUAUAUUUAAUAUAUUCAAAUUCAGAAUGACAAAGAGGCAAAUGAGAUUUAUUUUACAAAAAACAUUAGAUAAAUAAUUUCUGCACCUGUACAAAGAAGACUAUGGACUACAUAAAUAAAUCUUUUGAAGGAGAAUAAAAUUUGUUUCAUGGA
This is a messenger RNA of Micropterus salmoides (largemouth bass), 1659 nucleotides long. RefSeq names its product monoacylglycerol lipase abhd6-A-like. The record is from RefSeq and is a predicted model, not a curated record. NCBI's taxonomy places the organism in Eukaryota, Metazoa, Chordata, Actinopteri, Centrarchiformes, Centrarchidae. The transcript is spliced from 9 exons. The coding region runs from base 133 to 1155 and encodes 340 amino acids.